This is a messenger RNA of Zychaea mexicana, 1285 nucleotides long. Its product is annotated as ribosomal protein S5 domain 2-type protein. The record is from RefSeq and is a predicted model, not a curated record. Lineage: Eukaryota; Fungi; Mucoromycota; Mucoromycetes; Mucorales; Lichtheimiaceae. The transcript has 4 exons. Gene Ontology annotation, biological process: exonucleolytic trimming to generate mature 3'-end of 5.8S rRNA from tricistronic rRNA transcript (SSU-rRNA, 5.8S rRNA, LSU-rRNA); nuclear polyadenylation-dependent mRNA catabolic process; U4 snRNA 3'-end processing. The coding region runs from base 120 to 1277 and encodes 385 amino acids. Gene Ontology annotation, cellular component: cytoplasmic exosome (RNase complex); nuclear exosome (RNase complex).
CUUGCAAGUAGCCAACCAAGUUGCCUGCAACACACCACACCACUUGUCUCCUUGGGUGCCCAUAUCAUGCCUUUACUCCAGAUCACGCAAUCCUACGAUCCCCCAUUGGCUUUGAUCACAUGAAAGUGGCCAAGCAUCGUCCCCUUUCUGUUCAAGCAGCGGUGCACAUGCUUACUUUUCCUCUAUUUUCUCACACACACAGCACUGUAGGGAAAAGGAAAAGCUAUCAGCAUCGCCGCCGAUCUUUUCACACUCUAUCUUUUUUGUUAUAUGAAAAAAAAAGAAUGGCAAUUUCGCAGAGUGGCUUAUCCUCACUUUCCUCAUGCGUCCCAGCAAAAAAGUUACUCCGCCCCCCCCCCUAUCCUCCUCCAAAAAACACAGACUCUCUCAUACGCAGCACGUUUUUCUCUUUACACCCUCACAUAAUGUCCACUGCUCCUCCUCCUCUCGAAUCUACCUCAAAAAGCUUUGAAGUCUUUCACCGAAUCCAGCCCCACGAGUAUCUUCGCCGAUUCUUAGAACACAGUGUCCGUCCCGAUGGCCGACUACUCGACUCAUUCCGCAAAACAUUAAUCACAACCGGAUCCAUUUCCACCGCCAAUGCCAGCGCCAUGGUCCGCCUCGGCGGUACUACCGUUGUCUGUGGUAUCAAAGCAGAGGUCUGUGAACCUCACGUGGAACGUCCCAAUCAAGGCUAUCUUGUGCCCAAUGUCGAAUUAUCACCAAUGUGCUCACCCAAGUUCCGUGCAGGACCACCUCCUGAAAAAGCCCAAGUUACAUCCGAAUUUAUCCAUCAAUUGUUCACAAACUCUGACUUGUUCCCACUCGAGUCAUUAUGCAUUGAGGAAGGCAAGGCCGUAUGGGUCUUGUACGCCGAUAUCGUGUGUCUAAAUUAUGAUGGCAACAUCCUCGACGCAAGUCUGCUGGCUCUCACUGCUGCACUUUCAAAACUAACGCUGCCAAAAGCGCAAGUAUCGGAAUCCAUGGUGGUUGAGGCCGAUGCAUCCAACAAGUCGCCGGUAUUCCAGAUGACGCGUGUUCCCAUUGCAUCGACCUUUUGCGUGUUCCAGGAACCCAUGGCAGUGUUAUCGGAUCCCAACGAGGCAGAGGAGGCACUCACCAAGGAAACGGUGACAGUUGUGAUGGACAGUAGUGGUCAGGUGUGCCACGUCAGCAAGAAUGGAGGCAAUUCGAUCGAGUCGAGUGCACUGCGCACUUGCUUUGAACGCGCAGUGGAACGGACAAAGGAGAUGGCUACACUUAUUGAACAGGCAUGAAAAUAAAA